This is a messenger RNA of Vicia faba (fava bean), 402 nucleotides long. The record is from the annotation of a GenBank genome assembly. NCBI's taxonomy places the organism in Eukaryota, Viridiplantae, Streptophyta, Magnoliopsida, Fabales, Fabaceae.
AUGCAAAGAACAAUGCGCCACCUGCACCUGCCGUGGCAAUCUGUCACCAUACACUUUGUCUCCCAUCAUGGUCUCCUUGUACCAAGUUUCUUGUUGGUUAAGCAACUGAUGUUAUGCGUUGGCACUAUUUUUUGGUAUAACACUUGUCGACUCAAACCAAUGAAAAAGGACAAAAUGAAGAAGGCUAGACGAAAUACAAAGAGAAAAAGAAUUAAAAAAAUACAAAGUUGGGACUUCUGGAUAGGUGACGGUCGUCACGUCCCUGUGACGGGCGUAACACCCCACAACAUAAGGAAACGCUCGUCACACACACCUGACGAGCGUAAGGCACCACUUCAGCGUGUGACGACCGUCACGCGCGUGAAGGAGGACGUUACGCAUGGAUUGAAGACGUGGGCGUGA